Molecule: messenger RNA, 1925 nt
Organism: Pisolithus orientalis
Lineage: Eukaryota; Fungi; Basidiomycota; Agaricomycetes; Boletales; Pisolithaceae
Exons: 2
Coding region: 120-1514 (464 amino acids)
Source: RefSeq, a predicted model, not a curated record
UCGUGGAGGUCACGGGAAGAUCUACACGCUGUAGUCCAUCCCAGACAUGGAUGGACUUCGUGACGAUACGGUCACUGCUCUCGAUUCCGCAGUGAAAAAAAUGCGGGAAUCUCUUCUCCAUGAGAUGUUCAAACCUCUCACAUCAGCUACUUAUACCCCCAAAUUAUCUGCUGGAUUUACAGUUCAUGACAACCAGUCGUCUUUCACUCAUCAACACCAUAAAUAUCCGCCUGCCCAGCGCGAAGUUGGUUCCUCAAGCACUGAUGCAUUCGAGAACCCUGCCAGUUCUGAUCUGGUUAGAGGAUUGGGGAUUUGCAAUGCAGACGGGGCUUCUGAACCUGCCAGGAUUUCAAAGGUUUCCGAAGAAUGUGAAGAAGCCACGUCUGAAAUUUCGACGCAAAGCUCCAAAUGCCAUGGCCUGUGGUUGCGCAGUGAACUCUGACGAGCCGGACUACUAUAGACAUGCUUCCAAUUCCGUGAUAGGUCGACCUCUCGACACUGCUCACGGGUUUGUUCAGGCCUCUCCGGGAGGGUUAUUGCGUGACCCCAGUGGAGACGCUAGGGGUUUGGGGGUUGGAAGUCGGAGGUUGUAUGAAUUAGAAGUGGAAAACGGGCUGAGAGGAAUUAUCGUGGCCAAGCACGAAGUGAUGCCCAGACACGUUCGUGACGAGUGCCCCGUAUGGUUCCGUGGUAACUGGGGCGUCUCUAAUCCGCAACACGAAUUUCCCGACUUCCUGAAGGUUGCCAGAUCAUACCUCGACCCCGAAGAUAGGAAGAAGGAGCUCCGUCACCUAGUGCCAGAGGCGAAGCGCAAGUCAUUUGUGCUGUACGCUAUGCUGUUGAACGGAAACGACCCCAAAGCUUGUCAGUUUGACACGGCCUGCAAGGACCUGUAUUUCCAGUUCGGUUUCGUAACUGGUCGCAGCUCCGAGGGCGAGCAGGUGCUACCGAAGGUGUACAGAAGUUUCAUCUCCAAAUGCUCUUUCACGGAGUUUUGGACUGCAUUCGAAUCCAAGAACCUCAUCACGCUGAUGGACGCGAAGGGGCUUAAAGGAGCGCGCAGCAAAGUUCAGCAUCUGGAGGUGUUCUUGAAGAUCAAGCGCGGCGAUUGGUGUCCCACUGUGUGGCACCUCCGACUCCUCGUUAGAUCUCCAGAUAUAGAUACUCCACUACAAGUCACUGCGGACUAUGGGUUUUUCAACUGCAAGACAGUCAAAGAAACAAAUUCUCUUAAAGAGAUAUAUGGAAAGCUGCUCGAGUCUCCAACGGUCGACCCCAUGGAUUUGCAUGCGGCUUGCAUCAAGGGAAAGCUGUAUGACUUUGCUCGUCAACGUGAACCUUUGCUUGAGCAGAAGUUCAAGGGGCUAAUGACCAACAUUUACACGAUACCUAGCGAUAUCAAGGGGGUAGGUGCCGGUGCACCGGAUGAAGUCGAACCCCCAAGUUUUCUUUUGUUUUUGGCUCUCUUCUUCUUUUCUUUUCUUGCGUUUCUAUUUAUAUGGCUUCCGCGUUGAUUGUACGUGUGCUCCAUGUGCAAAAUGGAUGUCAAUGAAGUUGCAAUACACGGUGUAUGUUAUGAGACUCUUUUUGCGGCAGUUUGUAGUUUGUGUUCGCGAUGUAGACGAUGACGACGACGAUUGGUGUCUCCUGUGACUAUGUUUCACUCAAACUUGGAUACCGAGGUCGCCGCAAGUGAAGUCGAGGAAGACGUACGAAGUUGCUACGAGUAUCCACGAUCUCAUCGAGAGGGUAGGAAGGAUGUGCCAUUUGCCACAGUACAACAUCCACACCAAACCAGUCGUCAAGAAAACGAAAGCAUGAUCACUCACGUCCGAUCAAAUCCUCGUUUCUUCAGUGGAAACGGACAUCCACCGUGGGAGGCCGAGGCUUCAGAGUCCCCGUUCGAGUGCGAGCAUUACAGUUCA